This is a messenger RNA of Gadus macrocephalus (Pacific cod), 5637 nucleotides long. It is a transcript of the gene hapln3, whose product is annotated as hyaluronan and proteoglycan link protein 3. Gene Ontology annotation, molecular function: hyaluronic acid binding. Lineage: Eukaryota; Metazoa; Chordata; Actinopteri; Gadiformes; Gadidae. Bases 3692 to 4819 code for a protein of 375 amino acids. The record is from RefSeq and is a predicted model, not a curated record. The transcript has 5 exons. Gene Ontology annotation, biological process: cell adhesion.
CCCUGGGGGCCUGACUCCUUUCUUUAAAGAUCCUAUCUUCCAGGGGUGUCAUUACCCGUCUCAUUUUCUGUGCAGGCCGGGGAAGGUCAAACUUGAUGGUUAAAGCUCUUUGUCAGCACGGUUUCACCUUUUACAGUUGCAUGGAUAGGAAGCCUUGACAAAUCUUUGUUCUUUCAGACAAUUUUCCUCCCCUCACACACCCCUCAGCUUUUUGUCAAGUACGUUUUACUUGACAAAUUGACUUUUGACCACAUAAGUUUAUUGUCUGGUUAGACGGGAACAACAAGAGUGCAGUGAUGAUGUCAGAGUUUCCAUGUAAUUGUCAUGAUGUAGUGGUGCUACAAAACCAGCCAUCUGGUCCGCCGUAAUGCACAGUGUUUCGUCAUUUUUGCUUUCUCCCCUCUGUGUCCCUUCAAAUCUCCCCAGUGGUUUGUCCACCUCUUCCUGUUUAAGAACUGGGGGAACAACCGCCAUUCUGGGAACACUGGUGUGGCCAGAUUGGUAUAGGAUAGAAUAGGAUGGUAUGAUUACAGAUGGCUUCAAGGUUCCUUGUUUUGUUCUGUUGGUGCCGCUCCCUUGGAUGGAGGGAAGGGUAUUGGUGACAUAGUUGCAUUUGUUGUCUUUUCAUGGAUACAUUAAUUCACAAAGAGACCCGUGUUCCUUUGCUACAACUACGUCAACACCUCCCUCUUCCAGUUCUGUUAGCAUAUAUCUAAUGGAAACCUGCAACAUUUGAAUAGCCCGCUAUAUUAUCCAACAUUUGAGCAUGACUUCAGAUUUGCAUUUAUGGGUCUAUCAUAAAACAAUUACUAGAAUGGCACACAAUCAACCACUUUAUUGCUGAAUGUUUCAGGUUUAAAAGGCCUUCAGUUGGUAACAGCGUUCUCUCUCAUGUCCUCAGAUGAUAACUGGACUGUGUGUUCCAGGGGAACCAGGGUCAUCAGGGCAUAGCAAUGACCAGUUCACGGAUCUGAACUGUUUAUAAAUAUUUGAUGGUCGAUUUCAUGCCCCCAAACCAGUAUGCAAAAGUGGCACAAAUGUGUUGUUUAUUCAGCUCUCUAUGUUUCCAUCAGCUGACCAUGUUAAACAUUUAUGACCCACUCACACACAGUUGGCAUUUUUGUUAAUGUCAGCAGACGAUAGACCCCUUGGAUUUAAAUCAAACUACACACAACACACACACACACACACACACACACACACACACACACACACACACACACACACACACACACACACACACACACACACACACACACACACACACACACACACACACACACACACACACACACACCACACACCCAGACACAUACACACAGAGCCUCAUUAAUACCCGCUCUAAUUUGUUCUCCCUUUAUGUGUUUGGGUCCUGGCCAAACCGCCCUCUCUUGGGUUUCUAUGUCGACUGUUGCAAAAAAGAAAUUACACUCUUUAAGGAGCGCAGUCACCCAGCAGUUGACAGGGCUGCUGGUAUUUGGGGCCCCAGGCCAGCACCUUUCAUCUGGGGCUUUAAGAAGAGCCUGGCGUGGUCUCUUCAAACACUCCAACCAUAAUGACUGAGACGAACACACACAUGCACAGUGCUGACAAGUAUUUUUCGCGUUCCGUAAGCCAGGGCUUUAGGAAUACGGAGGCUACCUGGGACAGCCAGGGUCAGGUGUCUCUCUCUCUGUCUCGUGCUGUCAUAAAGUGACCGGUCUAUCGUUCAAUGAAUGUCAUUAAAUGAAAGAAAACUGAUAAAUGUUCAAGAGCACAGGAGGAUUUUAGUACGAGUUGACAGAAGGGUUCAGGACUCACUAUUGUUCUCCUGCAUUGAAGCGCUCUAUGUUGAACUCCUGCCGUCAACUUUCGGUUACAGAAACAUCCUUUUAUUUAAGACCUGGAAAAAUAGUGUUGAAGUGUUAACACAACAAUGUGCAUGUACCUCAAUUCUGUCCCGGCCCUUUCACGUGACAUUCUGGGCUCUUUCCAAUGGGGGGCUCCCGACAGCUUUUUCCUCUUCCUCUACCCUGAGAGUUGCGGUGGUCUGGCCUUGUUGUUAUGUCUCUUGGAUGUCACUCAGUAAGUGCAGAAUAACUAACAGUGGUUAACCUCAGUGGGGGGAUGGCAUUGCGUGAUGAUGGGCUCAGGGUAACCCAGCCUGAAGAAUGUCUUGCUGUAGAGCAAGAGGAUGUUUCUCAGGCUCCCCUCUCCAUACUCUUACACUGAAUCCAAGUGAAUGAGGUCCAGUGCAUAAUGUGUUUCUGUUAAUGUGUAUACGUGUGUGUGUGUGUGUGUGUGUGUGUGUGUGUGUGUGUGUGUGUGUGAAUAGAAAGAGAAGUGAAAAGAGAGAGAGAAGGGGAUAGAGGGCUGUCUGUGUGUUGUUGGUUGAGUGGGCUUUCCUGCGUGUGCGCACGAUUCUGCAUACGUUUCCGCAUGCUGCGCACAUCAACACUGACUCACACAUCCACUGUCUGGGUCGGUCUCUUAUUCACAUAUUGUGGCGUCUUUGGUCAAGAGACUCCAGACCACUGCAGGUCAUUCCCCUCUCCCACUUUACAGCCGCGAGUUUGUUUGUGUGUGUGUGUGUGUGUGUGUGUGUGUGUGUGUGUGUGUCUGUCAGAAGGGCAUCUCCCAUCUGCUCUUCAACAGAGGAUAUACCAUCACAUUCUUCACAGCCCCAAAAGAGUAGUGGAAUUACUUUGGCAGCCCACCACAGCUGCUAUUAUGGCAGCCCUUUAGGGUAAACACGAGAUGCUCCGGCAAUAUUUCUAAUGUUAUUUGAGGCCACUUCAAAAAAAACAACAACACACAAGCACACUAUAUUUAUAUUUGUCAUAUAUUUGUAUCCGGCCUCAAAAAAAAUGAGAAAUAUGUGAGAUUUGUCUGUGUGUGUGUGUGUGUGUGUGUGUGUGUGUGUGUGUGUGUGUGUGUGUAUGUGUGUAUGUGUGUAUGUGUGUGUGUGUGUGUGUGUGUGUGUGUGUGUGUGUGUGUGUGUGUGCGCGUGUGUUUGUGUGUGUGUUUGUUUGUGCGUUUUUAUGCUCAAGUUCUGGGACAUAUUUAGAUGACAUUGUUUGUUUGCUCUCCUCAAGCCAAAGGAAUGUAGUCAAAAACAAAUCAGCAGAACCAUCCUUUAUUAAUAAGAGCUAUGCUUCUGAUGUGGUCUAUUUCACCUCAGAAUGAUUUACAUGUAGAGGACCCUGGAUAUGUGGUGAAUAGUUGUUGUUUCUUUUAUUAUAUCUCUUAAUGCUAGCUUUGCGUUCUUACCCAAACAGGUCAACCUGGGUUGAACCAUUCCGUUUUACAUUAGGUCGUAAAAAAAAACACCUGCAUUGUAAAAUGUUGAUGGAAUUCUCGUCUGUUAAUAUUGAUAGCCUCAAUUAUUGUUGUAUUCCUGAGGAAGAAUAAAUAAUUAAUGAAUGCAUGCUAUUGUUAUAUAUAUAUACACCCUUAUUUGGGUGUAUUAUUUCAUCUUCAUUCCUGGGACGUAUUCCAAAAUAGAUCAAAAUAGUUUUUCUUGCUGUCUAUUACUUCAAAGGGGAUGCGUUAACCACUGACGGCAGCCAUCCCGCUCGGCCCCUUUUCAUUGGAAGUGUUGUGGUGGAGCAGGCGAGAGGACAAGACACUUCGGAUGUAAGAGAAGAAGAUUAAUUGAUCUCACCCGUUCUUCGAACAGUUCUUCGCUUCCACGGCACCGACAACUCCCGUAAUGAUCACUCCACCGCGCCCCCUGGCGGCCGUCUGCCUGCUACUGCUGCUGGUGCCCGGCUGCCUCGGGACCCCGCAAUACAACAACGGCUUCUAUUACCAUGAUAUUAGUAACGGACACGGAAAUAAAGAGAUCUUCUACGACGGGGUGCAGCUGCACGUGGAGUCCCAGCAGCCCCUGGUGUCCGCCAUUAGGGGCAGCAGCGUCACCCUGCCCUGCCACUUCCGCUACGAGCCCGAGCUGAGCGCCCCGCGCCGGACACGCAUCAAGUGGUCCUGGCUCCCCGCCAGCGAUCGCUACGACGACUUGGACCCGGACACCGUCCCCAACCUCAUCCGGGAGACGGAGGUGAUGGUCGCCAUGGGCAACCGCCACCGCAGCUACGGCGGUUUCCGGGGGCGUGUGCGCCUGCGGCGCUCGGCGCCCGGCGACAUGUCGCUGGUCAUCAGGGAGCUGCAGCUCAACGACACCGGCCGCUACCGCUGUGAGGUCAUCGACGGCGUGGAGGACGAGAGCGUCACGGUGGACCUGGAGAUGAGAGGCGUGGUAUUUCCCUACUACUCCCAGCAUGGAAGAUACCACUACAACUUCCUGGGGGCCCAGGCAGCAUGUGAGGAGCAGGACGCUACUCUGGCGUCGUUCGAGCAGCUGUUCACGGCCUGGGAGGAGGGGCUUGACUGGUGUAAUGCCGGCUGGUUGGCUGAUGGCACCGUGCAGUAUCCAAUCACGACGCCCCGUGCGGGCUGUGGGGGCGUGGCUUUAUCACCUGGAUUGCGUAGCUAUGGACAACGGCAUCGGCUGCUUCACCGCUAUGAUGCCUUCUGCUUCUCUGCCUCGCUCAAGGGGACAGUUUACUUCCUGAUACACCCGUCAAACCUCACCUUCUCGGAGGCCCAGCAGGCGUGCAGGAGUGACGGCGGCCGAAUCGCCACAGUGGGACAGAUCUACGCCGGCUGGAGGCUGAUGGGAUUGGACCGCUGUGACGCCGGCUGGUUGGCUGACGGAAGUGUCCGUUACCCCAUCAUCAAAGCCCGGGCUAACUGCGGGACAGAGGAGCCGGGAGUGCGGAGCUUUGGAUUUCCUGCACAUAACAAGAAAUUUGGUGUCUAUUGCUACCGGUUGACCUAAUCAACGGCACUCGACGAUUACCCAAGAGACAAAUACUACAAACCUAACCAGCAAAACCACAGAGCACUGACUUUAGCGUUUGAAUUCCUGGAAGUUAGCAAUAGCUGAGGUUAACUAGGUUAUUGUUAGUUCUUCACUAUUAUCCAUAUUAUGUUCAUUGUGCAAUCACAAUGUGUUUCAGGCUUACUUCAAAAGGUUUAGAUUCACAACGACACACAUGGAAACGGCUCUGUAGAACCAUCAUCCCCAUUGUUCAUCGCCCUGUUGGCCGCUUGCCUACCAUGCUAAAACAGCUGGUGCCUUCCUGCUACAGGAACUUUAUGGCGAAGAAGUUCAUUUAUUGAUCAUAGAAACUGUGUUUAUGUAAUGCUCUGUACUGAAGUACCACUAUGGAAAAGUAGGCAAUUCUGAAAGUGUAUCUUACUGUAUUAAGUGUAAUGUAUUAUUAUGUGUUGAGAGAUGUGUCAGCCAAGGGCUGUGCUACGAUGCAGCAGCCUUUGUUUGAUAUUAACAAGGUGAUAUAGUAGGGGAGACGCAGGUGUAGCUCACGAUGUUAAUUACAGGCCUACAGUCCCAUAAUUAUCUUAUUUCGCUACACCUGGUUUCACCACUACUUUUGCACCUCUGUGAUAAAGGCCUAUUAUAAUAGCCAUGAAACGUAUACUACCUUUGUUUAAAGCCCUAUUGUAGGAUAAUAGCAUUUUGUAGUUAUUAUACCUCAACAAAGGUUGUCUAUGGGGCUAUGUAUUUUGUAUUAUUUUCUACAAAUGUAAUGCUUUUUUUAUAUGUUAUUGAAAAUCUUGUCCUUUGUUCUGAAA